AUGGUGAAAGGGAUUUUGACUGAGGAAGGAAGGAUGGUGACUGAGCAUGAGGAGAUUGAGCAGGUGAUGGCUAACAAGCUUAAGAAGCUGUUUCCUUAUCUGAUUUCCAGCAACAAAAGCGCCUUUAUUUCUAGGAGGCUUAUAACGGAUAAUGUCAUGAUUGUUUAUGAGACUCUCCACACAAUGAAGACAAGGCAAAAAGGAAGGGUGGGGAGUAUAGCUCUAAAGCUGGAUAUGGCUAAAGCAUACGAUAGGAUUGAGUGGAAGUUGUUGGAAGGAAUGAUGAGGAGGUUGGGGUUUGGGGAGAGGUGGAUAGGGCUCAUUAUGCAGUGUUUGAAUUCAAUUUCUUACUCAAUUUUAUUGAAUGGAGAACCUGGCAGAGUUAUUAAGCCAACUCGUGGGAUUAGACAAGGGGAUCUCAUAUCUCCUUAUUUGUUCAUCUUGUGUGCUGAAGGACUUAGCUCCUUAAUUAAUAUGGCUGAAAGGUCUAAGAAGAUAAGGGGGGUUGUAGUGGCAGGGAUGGAACAAGGGUAA
Messenger RNA from Juglans regia (Persian walnut), 534 nucleotides. Its product is annotated as secreted RxLR effector protein 78-like. The record is from RefSeq and is a predicted model, not a curated record. Lineage: Eukaryota; Viridiplantae; Streptophyta; Magnoliopsida; Fagales; Juglandaceae. The transcript is spliced from 2 exons. The coding region runs from base 1 to 534 and encodes 177 amino acids.